Molecule: messenger RNA, 2907 nt
Organism: Tachysurus fulvidraco (yellow catfish)
Lineage: Eukaryota; Metazoa; Chordata; Actinopteri; Siluriformes; Bagridae
Gene: prss56
Product: serine protease 56
Exons: 12
Coding region: 590-2281 (563 amino acids)
Biological process (GO): proteolysis
Molecular function (GO): serine-type endopeptidase activity
Source: RefSeq, a predicted model, not a curated record
GCAACGUUUCGUGACAGUGCCACCUAGUGGCCACGAGAUUUUCACGUUAAGUCCAGUAUUUUACAAAUGCAAUGCCAAAUCGCUACGAAACUUGGUAUGGUUCAUCAGCGACAUAUUUUGAGCGCAUCUGAUCGGCUUGACCCCGGAAUUGCUGCUUGCAGCUAUAUUUAUUAUUAUUAUUAUUAUUAUUAUUAUUAUUAUUAUUAUUACUUGCCUUUGACUCCUUCAAGAUCCAGGAUCCCUAGUCCAGUCUUGACAGAGGCAGAAGUCUUGACUACAGCUCUAGUUGAUGCUUAUUAUGAGUACUACUGGAGUGUAUUUAAACCUGUUUUGAGAAUGUCUGUGUGUUAAGAAUGCUAUUGGUGCAUGAUGAUGUUUGUUGGAGACUGUUGGUGCGUAUUGGAGUGUGUUGCUACUUAUUUUAGAUAAUUAGAGUGUGCUGGAGAAUGUUGGUGUGUAUUGGAAACUUGUUGGUACAGUACUUGUUGGAGUCUGGUUCUUAUUAGAGUAUAUAGGCAUUUGCUGGAGUUGCAGAUUGCUGGUGCUUAGUGGUGCACAUGUUUCCAAAGGAUCUGUAGAGUCUGUUUUAAUGGAACCAACUUGUGAGAUGAUGAGACAAACUCAAAGUUUGUCUGAAGAGGCUGAGAGAAGAUGGGCUCUAAGUCAAAUGUGUGGCUUUUACCAACAUCACUGCUCUACCUCAGAGCUUUACUCUGACUCCUGCGUCAGGAUCAUGGGAGAGAGCUGCAGCUCCAGGCUAUUACAAUGUAGUCUCAUUAAUGCUAUGCAGAAUUUAGAGCCAGCCAUAGAGACCAGGACAAAGGCUUUGUGUGGGCAAAGGGUCCAAGGUGGAAAGAUCCCCACACAGCCACGCUCACGGAUCAUGGGUGGCUCUCAGGCGCCCCCUGGCAGCUGGCCUUGGAUUGUCAACCUGCAGCUGAAUGGAGCUUUGAUGUGUGGAGGAGUCCUGUUGGACAGCUCCUGGGUACUCACUGCUGCACAUUGCUUCGCUGGAAGUCAAAGUGAGCAUUACUGGACAGCUGUAGUUGGAGAAUUUGACAUCACUAAGGCAGACCCUGAUGAGCAGGUCAUGAAAGUCAACCGCAUUAUCACACAUCCAAAGUUCAACCCAAAUACAUUCAAUAAUGACAUUGCCCUGGUGGAGCUGAGCUCUCCUGUGGUUUUGUCAGAGCAUGUAAUGCCUGUGUGUUUGCCUUCUGACCCUGAGCCUCCCCCUGGAGCACCAUGUCUGGUGGCUGGAUGGGGCUCACUUUAUGAAGAUGGUCCAGCGGCUGAUGUAGUAAUGGAGGCAAUAGUUCCUCUGCUGUCUCAGAAUACAUGUAAAAUUGCCUUGGGCAAGCAGUUGCUCACAAGCACCAUGUUCUGCGCUGGCUACUUGUCCGGUGGUAUCGACUCGUGUCAGGGAGAUUCUGGUGGGCCACUGAUUCUACAGGACCUUACUUCAGGGACGUUUCAGUUAUAUGGUGUAACAUCAUGGGGUGAAGGCUGUGGUGAGAAAGGCAAACCGGGAGUAUACACUCGGGUUGUGGCUUACAAAGACUGGAUCCUUUCUGAAAUCAAAAAAUCAUUUAGAAGCAGGGAACCUACAUGUGCAGAGCUUCUGAAGACUUCAGAGCUGUCAGAGGAGCAGCGCAUGUCUGAGUUCACCUCAUUAUGCCAUUUCUACAUGCUGAGCUGCCCGAUAACCUUGGACCCAUCUGGGUGCCAGCGCCUAGUUCAGGACAACUGUCAGAGCCGCUUCAAAAAAUGUCAAUUGCAUUUGUUCCUGCAGACCCUGUUAGAUCUGUUGCAAAGGACAGAUGAUUACUUUCGAGAUAAAGUGGACCUAACCCUCUUAAUCCAGAGUCUUCCCCAGCUGGUGGAACAUGUCUACAUUUCUUCAGUCAAUGUGCGAACAAGAAGACAAACCCUUAAAACAGUUUUUGCUCAAAGGAGGCACAGAAGGCAGCUGCUUGGUGGACAGCUCCAUGAAGCAGUGUGUUCUGGGGUAGCAAAGUUAGCACAGCAGGUCAUUGUUACCAAGGAGAUGUACAACUGGAUUCUAAACAUCACGCCAAGCAACCUCAACAUGAACUUCCAAGAGGUUCUUGUUGACAUCAACACGAAAAAUGAACAUGGUCUAUAUGAAGCACGUGUCAAAGCAACAGUAGGUGGACAUCCUUUGAGCUUCUACAGUCUUGUGGGACUGGAGAAUGAUUCAUUUUAUAGGAGCAUGCCGCACAUCAUUGCUCUAGCACUUGAUGCGCUAAAAACCCAAUGAGGCAUGUAAACAAAUGUAUGUCACUCUCAAAUGCAGUCAAUAUAUGGACAGUGCGUGUUAAUCACACAAUCUUGAAUCACUGUAUGGAUUCGGUAUAUUUUCACUUGUUUGAAGUGACAUACAGCAGAAAACUGCUGUUCUUCAUGUAUAUGGAACUUGCCAGAGAAAAGCUGCUUACUAUUAUUUGAAGACCCCUCCCACAGAAUUCCACAGCCUGAGACUGCAGGCUAGGUGUAAAGAUAAUUUUUCAUAAAGAAAAAAUUUCAGCAGCAUAUUAGCUGCUGAUGCAACCAUCCCAUUUUUUUCUGGGCUUGUGACCAUAUUUUUCAUUGAAAUACACAUACAUUAUGUCAGAUACUGAGCAGGGUUCUGUGAGUUUAACAUGACUGGUACUUAAAAUUGUUUUUGAACUGAUGUUUUGAUGUUCAUUCAUAUUACUGAAAGUAUUUCUCUCAGUCAUGUGACCUAUAUGUGUCAUGUUUCCUUAAUUUAUUCAUUGAAACACUGAUGUAAUGUAUUUAUUUAAAUAGAAAAGACCAGUUCAUAUGUUUGUAAAAAGAAUGAAAGAAUAUAAUGUAAAUUAAAUGUAUCUGAAUAAUUAAUUACAUUUUCUGACUAAAGCACUU